Messenger RNA from Capsella rubella, 1612 nucleotides. Its product is annotated as inositol-tetrakisphosphate 1-kinase 3. The transcript is spliced from 10 exons. Bases 139 to 1215 code for a protein of 358 amino acids. The record is from RefSeq and is a predicted model, not a curated record. Gene Ontology annotation, molecular function: magnesium ion binding; inositol-3,4,5,6-tetrakisphosphate 1-kinase activity; inositol-1,3,4-trisphosphate 6-kinase activity. Gene Ontology annotation, cellular component: cytoplasm. NCBI's taxonomy places the organism in Eukaryota, Viridiplantae, Streptophyta, Magnoliopsida, Brassicales, Brassicaceae. Gene Ontology annotation, biological process: inositol trisphosphate metabolic process.
CGGUAAAACCAAUCUCCCAAAUUUUACUCCGUCGUGAACGCUUCAAAAAGCCUAAGAAACUUUCUUCCUCUAAUCUCUCUCGCAAUUCUCUUCUUCUCUCUUUCCAUAAUCUCCAAUUUCAAAAAUACCUAAAUCAAGAUGAAGCUUACGAACGAUAACGAAGAGGUUCGAGAAAUGGAGACGGCGGAACACGAAGAGAUAUCGUCAUCGUCACCGUCGCCGUCGCCGUCGCCGUGUUCGUUAGUGAUCGAUGAGUUUCCGGUGAAGAGAUCGAUCGUUGUAGGUUAUGCUCUUACAUCAAAGAAGAUUAAGAGCUUUUUACAACCAAAACUCGAAGGCUUAGCUAGGAAUAAAGGGAUAAUAUUUGUGGCAAUAGAUCAGAAUAGGCCACUAUCAGAGCAAGGACCAUUUGAUAUUGUGUUGCAUAAGCAAAUUGGAAAAGAAUGGCGUCGGAUUCUCGAGGAAUAUAGACUAGGACAUCCAGAUGUCACAGUUCUUGAUCCUCCAGAUGCAAUACUACAUCUCCGUAAUCGUCAGUCAAUGCUUCAGUGUGUUGCGGACAUGAAUCUGUCUGAUAGUUAUGGACGAGUUGGUGUGCCCAAACAAUUGGUAAUUAAAAGGGAUGCAUCCUCAAUCCCGGAGGCUGUCAAUGAAGCUGGCCUGAGAUUACCACUUGUUGCAAAGCCUUUGGUUGCUGAUGGAAGUGCAAAGUCACAUGAGCUUUCGUUGGCUUACGAUCAGAACUCCCUUCUAAAGCUUGAGCCUCCUCUUGUUCUUCAGGAGUUUGUUAACCAUGGAGGUGUUCUUUUCAAAGUUUACAUUGUUGGGGAGGCUAUUAGAGUGGUCCGGCGUUUCUCCCUACCUGAUGUCUCCAGACGAGAACUCUCCAAAUCAGCUGGUGUAUUCCGUUUCCCCCGAGUCUCUUGUGCUGCAGCGUCUGCUGAUGAUGCAGAUUUAGACCCAAACAUCGCUGAGCUUCCGCCACGUCCUUUGUUGGAGAGACUGGCAAAGGAACUCCGUCGUGGAUUGGGUCUAAGGCUGUUCAAUUUAGACAUAAUUAGAGAGCAUGGGACAAGAGAUCGGUUUUAUGUAAUCGACAUUAACUAUUUCCCAGGAUACGGGAAGAUGCCAGAGUAUGAGCAUGUAUUCACUGAUUUCUUACUGAGCAUAAUGCAAAGCCAAUGUAAGAAACGAGCUUUGGCAGAUCAAUACUAACUCUAAGGGAGAGACCAUAUUGAUCCUCCCAAAUGGAAAAAACCAAAAAAAGAAGAUUAGUCUUGCAACCAUUAUUACUGUACAGGACAAAGCACUGUUUCCCUUCCUCGAUGCGGUUCUUUACCUUCAUUGUGCUGUAUAAAGAACAAUGGGAGAUUGCAUUAAAAGAAAAAAAUUGUCUGAAUCUCAGGAUAAUGUCUCCCAUGUCAAAACGUGAAGAUCACGCAACUACUCUUUCACUUUGUGACUACUUCUCUACUUUGUUUUGCUUAGCUUUGUACUACCCUGAUCUUAAUAUCCUAUCUUUCGGUUUUCAUCAGUUACUUUGUUUUAAGCUUAGAACUCAGUUUGGUUCAAUUCAUUCGUUAGACACAAUAAAACUCUUAUCGGUUUCGGA